AUGACUUCUCGGAAGAGAAAGCAGGAGGAAGAGGAGGAAGAAGAGCUCGUUGCUCUACCCAGCGACGAAAGCGAAGAGGAAGAGGAAUAUAUAUCGGAAGGCGAUGAAGAUGACGGUGCCGAUGAUGUUGAGGACGACGAAGAAGAAUAUGACGAAAUAGUCGAGCCUGAGGAGGAAGAGGAAGAGAAGAAUGGUGUAAAGCUAGCACCAGUUCAAGCUCAGCCCGAAGCCCCUCCAAAGAAGAAGCUGAAGACAGCAAAUGCCCCAACCGAGCCUAUUCCCGUCGUCAAGAAUGGCGAAGAGGAGGGCGAGGAAGAGGAGUUCGAUAACGACGAUCUUGAGGACGAGGAUAACUUGGAGGAUGUAGAAGAGGAAGAGGAAGAGGAAGAGGAAGAGGAAGAAGGAUAUGAUGACGAAGAGGAUGUCGAUGAUGACGAGGAGAACGGCGUCGACGAACCCAAGAAAUUAGGCAUCGACGUCGAUCUGCCUACCAAUGGCAAGACCCAUGCAGUGAAAGAAGUUGCUGCUAACGGCGACGAAGCCGACGACUGA
Daldinia decipiens is the source of this 552-nucleotide messenger RNA. RefSeq lists its product as uncharacterized. The record is from RefSeq and is a predicted model, not a curated record. The coding region runs from base 1 to 552 and encodes 183 amino acids. The transcript is spliced from 3 exons. Lineage: Eukaryota; Fungi; Ascomycota; Sordariomycetes; Xylariales; Hypoxylaceae.